UUGGGGAAGAAAAGAGUGUGGUAUUCGGGAUUUGCUUCAUGAGCCUCUCUCAGUUCUAGACAUGUCCACAGGCUGGGCACCUUUAGCCUGUCACUCACUUGGAAUUUGUUGAAUAUAGUUGCCCUGCUUAACUCUCAAUACAAGCAGUGUGGUGAUCAAAAAGCCACCAUGGUGCAUCUGUGUCCCACAUUGGUGAGAUGACUUUAGGGAGAGUCAUAGACUUCCAAAAUCGCCAGAUAGGACAGGACCUUGAGGCCAUCUGAUAGGUUCUUGAACAUACUUCUGUACCUCUGUCUGCCAUCCCCAUCCGUCUCUGACCACCUUCUUUCUGUUCGCAUCUUGCUUUUGCUGUCCAGGAGCACAUCAGGGAUAUUGUACCUCUCAGCUGGCUUUCAGCUCCCCUGUUCUGUGGAUGGAUUCAGUCCUAAACUGACCUUCAGUUAGAGGCUUCUCUGCACACUGCUCUUUCUUCCACUUUCUUUGUAGUGCUUAAUCCAAGGGCUUUUUAUUUGUGUCUAUAUCCUUAAGUAAAAGCAAUUAUGUAAGAUGUAGCUGGAUUGAUAGGUGGGUCUCCUUGGCAUCUUUCACACAUUUGAAAUAGACCAAAUAUAGCAAGCUUGGUUUCUCUGCAUGGAUGGGGCUGAUUUCAGUUUCCAGCAUGAGGUUAGCUCUUACUUGUUCUGUCAGACUCUAUUGCCAUCAAACUGCAAAGCUUCUGUCUUUAUUAAACUACCAGCAGUCCCCAGAAUUCUAAUGAGUAAAACUGACCUCAGCCUUUCAGGUGGGAAUAGUUUCCUUUUCUCAGAGAGCAUCCAAAUCCUCCUGUGUUGUUCCUGGAUAAAAAUCAAAGGAUAAAGACAGUUUCUUGCAGACAAGUGUGCCCUUGAGGUCACUUGUUGCACUAUUUAUGUCUCCCCCCUCCCCAGUUUCUUCCCACAGGCCAGUCUAGUUAUGCUGUUGCCGUGGGGACCAGGCUUAGGUCACCUUCACAAUGUCUUGAUUUGGUCUAAGACCUCAAGACCUCUCCCAGCCUCACCCUAAAUUGGUUCUGAGCUGGUCUUGAAGGGGCUUGCCCUGUAUAUGGUAUAUGGGCAAAGGUGGUAUUCAACCAACUCUUAAGUAUUUCCAGGUUAGACCUCAGUGUGUAAAUAGUGAAUACCCAAGUCCCUCUGACCACUCUCCUGACCCAGCAUGAGUCUUGCCUGGCUGCACUAGCUUUCUGCUUUUAGGUGGACCAGAAGGUCAAGAGUGUGAAAGAGUAUAGCUAAGCCUUGAAUCGAAGCUGGGAUGUAGCUGGCACCUGCAUGGUCGUGGGCUGGGCUGACAUAGUCUCAGAACUGAUCUGGGUGCUGUGGCUGAUUGGCAAGAGUUAUGUAGGCUAGGUCUGUUCACAGUUUGCCAAUGCCUGGCCUUGCUCAUGAGGAAAGUGUUAGUACAGUUCAGUAUUGCUAUUUAAAGAUUUCUCCUCUACCUGCUGCCACUUCCGCUUGUUCAGGAACAAGGAAUUGGCUAUUUAUGCUUCGCAGUCAUGUAUGCUGUAGUUAGAGGAACAGCGCUAACAAAACUCCGCAUCCCCACCCCAGGCCCUCUAUUUAGCAUCUAUCCUUGUGGCUUUUCCCAGUCCCCAGCACCCUUGCGUGCACUGCCCAAGUCCCUGCCGUGUGCAUGUGAGACAGCGGUGCCUGCCUCUGCUUCUGUGUCCAGUGUGUGGGGGGGCAAAUUGCUCUGGUUCUCUCCACUGCCAUUUCCAUGUGCCUGCUACACCCUAACUUCAGCCUGGCCCUGCCCUCACUUCUGAUGGAGGAGCUGGAGUCCAGGUACACUUGCUGAAGGACCAGUUGGCUGCUGAGGCUGCUGCACGGCUGGAGGCCCAGGCUCGCGUGCACCAGCUCCUGCUGCAGAACAAGGACAUGCUCCAGCACAUCUCCCUGCUGGUCAAGCAGGUGCAGGAGCUAGAGCUGAAGCUGUCAGGACAGAACGCCAUGGGCUCCCAGGACAGCUUGCUGGAGAUCACCUUCCGCUCCGGAGCCCUGCCUGUGCUUUGUGACCCCACAACCCCUAAGCCGGAGGACCUGCACUCGCCGCCGCUGGGCGCGGGCUUGGCUGACUUUGCCCACCCUGCGGGCAGCCCCUUAGUUGACCACGGCAUGUUUGAGAAUUUGAACACAGCCCUCACUCCAAAGCUCCAGGCCAGCCGCUCCUUCCCCCACUUGUCCAAGCCCGUGGCCCCCAGCUCUGCCUCUCUGGGCUCUGCUGAGCCUGGGGGGGCGGGACUCUGGGUGGGCAGCAGCCAGCACCUCAAGAACCUGGGCAAAGCCAUGGGGGCCAAAGUGAAUGACUUCCUGCGGAGAAAAGAGCCCUCCAGCCUGGGCAGUGUGGGUGUGACGGAGAUCAACAAGACCGCAGAAGCACAGCUGGCCAGCGGGGCUGAUGCGGCUCCAGGGGCCUGGCUGGAGGAUGAAAGGUCAAUCCUGCAAGAAGCAUUUCCUCGACUGGAUCCUCCACCUCCCAUAACCAGAAAACGAACCCCUCGGGCCCUGAAGACCACCCAGGACAUGCUGAUUUCAUCACAGCCUGUCCUCAGCAGUCUGGAGUAUGGGACAGAGCCAUCACCUGGGCAGGCCCAGGACUCCGCUCCCACUGCCCUGCCUGACGUCCCAGCAGACGCUCCACAGUCAGAGGCCACCAUGGAAAGAGAAGAGAGAGGCGAAGUUCUGCCCAAUGGAGAGGUUUCCCUGUCGGUACCUGAUCUCAUCCACAAGGAUAGCCAGGAUGAAUCCAAGCUAAAGAUGCCUGAGUGCAGAAGGGCCUCCUCCCCCAGCCUCAUCGAGAGGAAUGGCCUCAAACUCAGCUUGAGCCCCAUCAGCCUGGCUGAGUCCUGGGAGGAGGGCAGCCCCCCUCCUCAGGCGCGGACCUCCAGCCUCGACAAUGAAGGCCCUCACCCAGACCUGCUGUCCUUCGAAUAGAGCCUCCGCUCUUUCCUGGCGAGCACCACCCUGGUCUUCCUGUUGUUUUCUCCUCCACUGUGCACACGGGCCCUAGCCCCAGCUCCGCUGUGCCCUUCAUCUUCCUUGUAUGAGGCACCAGCAGACAGCCAAUCCUCCACCAUGGGAUUUUGCAGGGCUGGAAGUCCUUGAGUAGUGCUAGUUAAAGAGUCUGUCUGCAGAAUGGCUAAAGGACUCGAUGUCAUCUUGAGCCUAGUUUUCUGCAACCUCCUCUGGAUGGGCUGCGGCCAUUGGACAUUGGAGCUCCUCUCCUCUUGAGUUUGUCCUGGCUUCUCAGUGAAUUUCAGGGCCACCAGCCCAGGACGAUGAAUCUUGCAGGAAUUCUCUUUGCCUGUCCCCCACAUGCACCUCCUCCCCUGCUAUUCUCCCUCCCACACCCCGGUCCCUUCUCUCUCCUCCUUGGCAGGUCCUAGGCCUCUGGCCUCAGUGGGAGCAAGGCUGAGUGAGGAAUGAUGGGUUUGGCUUGAUGAUGGGCCCUGACCUAGAAAGCCACACACCCAGACCACAGCCCAGCCAUGGCUCCUCUUGGUCCCAAGACAGCACAGGCCCCUGGUCGCCGUGUUUGCUCUGCCCCUGGGAUGGAGGCCAGAAGAGAUGCUUACCAGGCCUGAGACUGAGAGUUCACCCAAGGCUUGAACCCUGCCACCAAGGGUUCCCAAGUUUUACCCCCAUCUGGUCAGAUGUUGAAUACAAAAUGUGGGCAUUCUUCACGGAAGGAAAGAUCAGGCUUCCCUUGCUGUGUGUGUGAGACAGGGAGAGCCAGGCCCCAGCAGAUGCAGCCGAGCACACCCUGAUUUUGUUUUGUCGGGAGGGCUCAGGAACUUGGGGGUGGUUUUGGUAUUCAGGGCUGGUGCUAAAAACCCAGAGCAGAAGCAGGGAGAAGGGAGUGGACACGGGACAGAGAAGGGCGAUCACUGGGGAUCAGAACAGCUUUUCAGGGGCCACCUUGCAACCUCAAAUGAUGCCGUUUCAGGGCCUGGGCCUGCUGUGAGAGCCAGAGUGAAGCACAUGCAAGAUUGGCAUGUGAGAAGAACUCGGGGGCGGGGGGUGGCGGGGACCACUUUCAAUUAAGUGGAAGUGCUUUGUGCUUGUGCUGAAGUUGUCUGGGCCGCCUGCAGCCCUGGACCUCACAGGAGCGGCCCCAGCCUGCCCUUCCCUGCCUGCCCUUCCCUGCCUUUCUUUUAUGCUGAUGCUAGUGGGCUUUUUCCUGCUUUCAGGAUCUGUGUAAGGGACUGACUAGGUUCAUCCAACCUUAACUGGUUCCUGCCCUCCUGGAUUAACCCACUUUUGUAUUCCUGUCUCCCACCAGGGGUCCUAUUGUGCUGUCUUCCUGUGGCCAGCAGACCCUAUAAGGGGGUGAUCCCAAUCCCAGGGGUCUUUGCAUCCCUUUUCUUGAACAAGGUGGCUGGUUCCCUGGGAGAAGGCUGGGAAUGGCACAUCCAGCCAGGGCAGGCGGUAUGGCAUCCUCCUCCUGGGAUUCCUGUGGCCUCCCCUGUUCCAUUCAUUGUUUGGUUUCCCACCCAUAAGCUCUGGGACACCCAGGGCUUGCUUCCAAGCUCUUCUCACCUCCAAGUUUCCACUCCCCUUCCCACUACCACUGCCAUAUAAAAUGCCCACGCUAACUCCUAUAUAACUAGCAGGAUCGCUAGGAUGUGGGUGUCUUCCUGCAUUCUUGCUUCUGCAUCUGUGUGGCCUUGCCACAGCCCUCCCACCGCUUGCCUUCCAUUGCUUUCCUUCUCCCAGAAAGCUAGAUUUCACCACAUGCUCACCACAAGCUGUCUCUGGUCCCUCGUGAGGGUCCCUGCAGCGGGGCACCUGCAGGCCCUGGUAGAGUAAGCAGGGCUUAUGUAUACAUUCUUUCUCCAAGGAUGCAAUAUCUGACCCUGAAGUCAGAGAAGGUCUCAGGACUAGCGUUCGGGGUCCUGUGAUUUUCCCAGAAUGGUUUGGGGUAUCACACAAAACACCACAGCUGAGGAUGGGGAUGGAGUCCCUAAACACAUCCUGGAAGCAAGCCACUUCAUCUGAGUUUCCCAUACCAGGAGCGUGGUUUGUGUUUUGAUGGGAAACUUAGCAAGCCCCUGCUCUCUGGGGCUUCUCCUCUUCUAGAGCCGAGGGUGGCUCUGGCCCAGUGAUAUGGCAGCCAUGGGUUCAGGGAUUGCAGGUGCAGCCUUUCUUAAGUACCCCGUCUCCACUGUAAAGCCCAGCUGCUGCUGAAGUCCAGACUCUUAGACCCAGGAUGAACAAAAGGAUCCCAACAGGAUGUCCAGGACCAUUGCCAGGGUGACCUCAGUGUUCUUCAGACUUAUGUCUGAUACUGAAUACAGCACCACGGGACCCUGCUGCAAUCUAACUGCCUACAGCCCACCCAUCCGCCUGCUGCAGAAGUGUUGCUGCUACCUUGGGAGGCUCUCUGAGACUGGGUUUCUGGUCUUCGAUGCUGCAGAUAGUACCUGGUGCUAGGGGCUAGGUGCUCCCCAGAGCUCAGCAGGAUGAGCAGCUACCACUCAUUCUGCAGAGGGCUUGGCUCAGACCAGGUCUUCCAUCCAAAGCCUCACCUGGUUUCCGCAUCCAUCUCAACAGUCUGGCCUUCCUGUGACUGAAGCCUGACGGCCACGCCGCCACUAAUCCCACACAGUGAGCCCAGCUUCUCUGGGAGCUUGGCCUUCAGUUAGCCCAGUCCAUGAGAGGGCAGAGUAAUGAGGAGGAGUAAAGGACCUGUCUUCUAUGUUCACAUAAGGAAGUUGGGACCACAGGGUCUUUUAUCUCCUUGUUACUCCUCAGCCCCACCAUAACCCCCCCUCAGCACACAGCUUUAUCCUGGUAGAUUAUAAGGUGAGCUUCCAGAACCUGGCAGGAGGCUGGUGUAUCCCCCUGCAUUGAAGGAGGUGUAUCUGAAUGCCGUGUAUGUGGCUGAUAUGGAAGACACACAUGUCUGCAAUCCACAGCUUUUAAAGAAGAUUGGCUCCAGUUUGGAGGAGGAAGAUCACAGAUCUAUUCUGAGUAUUUUUUAGAGAGUUAAUAUUUAUAUUUUUAGAAUUUUCUGGUAGAAGGAAAUUGCACAAUAAAAUGACUUGGUUUCGUUUGCU
Messenger RNA from Cebus imitator (Panamanian white-faced capuchin), 6091 nucleotides. RefSeq names its product chromosome unknown C1orf226 homolog (gene CUNH1orf226). Gene Ontology annotation, molecular function: nitric-oxide synthase binding. NCBI's taxonomy places the organism in Eukaryota, Metazoa, Chordata, Mammalia, Primates, Cebidae. Bases 1911 to 2966 code for a protein of 351 amino acids. The transcript has 5 exons. The record is from RefSeq and is a predicted model, not a curated record.